GGUGGUGUUUGGUAAGGGGGAGUGAACGAUCGAGGGGAACAAUCUGCGCGAAUCUGGCCCUUUAAAUUGCACAUACACCGUAUUCGGAGCAGAAUAAUCCAACCUCUGAUCAGGACAAGUUACAUCACCACACAGCAUUCUCUCCUUGUUGCAGCUUCAUAACUGAUGGCAGAGAAUGUCGACAACUAAUAACAUAGCCCAGGCCCGGAAGCUGGUGGAGCAGCUGAGGAUCGAGGCGGGGAUCGAGCGCAUCAAGGUGUCGAAAGCUGCAGCUGACCUCAUGAGCUACUGUGAGCAGCACGCCCGCAACGACCCCCUGCUGGUGGGGGUGCCCACCUCGGAGAACCCCUUCAAAGACAAGAAGCCCUGCAUCAUUCUAUAGCCGCGCCCCGAUGCCACCCCUGCCUCUCCGACCUUGCGGAUGCCCAGUUACAGUCAGUGGGCGCAAUUCAAACACUACUUUUUACUCAGAAAAAAAAAACUCUGGAUAAAAAAAAACUAAAAUGCCACACUUUCUUGAUAAAGGCGAAGGGGCAAUAUCCGUCUCAGCAUCAUGUAGCCCAGUGGUUGAGUGCGUCUCUGUGAAUGAAUGUGUGCAUACGCACAGAAUACCUCUGGCUACUGUCUCUAGUGCAUUCAUUCACACAGAUGUACUUAACAGGGGGAUGGCAGAUUUGACAAUUUUUAAAAUGCUAAACAUUGAGAAAAAAAAUAUAGCGACUGAGUGAUAUAAAGCAUGUUUUUCAGUCCAGAGUUGACCAUAUUACCAUGGAGUGAUGGACGGGUCUAGUGAUGAGGGUUGACGAUGUGGACUGUGCGUAGAGUAGCGAAAGUUAAGGGAGGUCGUUGUGUCAUGGGUUGACGGAAUAAGCUGACUGUCUAGCUGGCUAGUCCAGUCACACUGUGGUUAUGGUUAUUCAGUGUUAAUGAUUAGCUGUGUUAUUUUCUGAAAGUGGCUACCUGUAGAUUUGUAUGACCAAAUAUGGAAGAAAAAUAUUGCAGACAUGCUUACCUUUAUUGCGACAGCACAUUUUAUGAUUUACAAAGGGAUUCAAGACUUUUGGCAGAGCUGCCAAUAUUUUUACAGUAUUCUCAGACAAGUUAUCACUUAAAAUUCUUUCAAAUUGGAUCCACUGAACUAUAGACUUGAUAUUUGUUUUCAAUACAUUUUUGUUACUAACCUUGGCAAAACAUACUUACAUAUGAUAUCUUGAAAAAAACUAAAAAGAAACAAAUACCCCUGAUUUUAAUGUCCUCAUUUUCAAUUAUAUUAACAUAGUCUAUAUUUAAGCCCACUAUUUACUUGAAGCAUAAAGGUUUUCAGCUUAUGUAGAUGUGAUAACAGAAGGAUAGGCAAGGAAACCUCUAAUACAUAAUUGAAGAAAAAUUAUAGCCGUUGGAUAAUUCUCAGUACAUUUUGAGGAAGAAACUGAAUUGUAUGUGCCACACGCCAACACAAGACUGAGUCUCAGAAAAAAAAGACUCAUCCAAGCAGAGAUUGCUGUUCGUCUCUGAAACCAAACUUGAUUGUAAAAUCCAUGAAGAAAAAAAAAGAAAGAAAACAAUGUAUAAACUUUCUUUCAAAGUGUUACCUUUGAGACUAGCUGUUUGGAUUUGUUUGGUGAAAUUUCUUCUUUAUAUGGACUAUAUGGAAUCUGAGUCAUUGAGUAUGAUGCUGUACAGUGUUUGAUAACUAAAGCGCAUUCAUUUUCUGUGGAUGUUUUAUCUUUUGUAAUUUUUGUGUAAUAUUUCUGUUCUUCUCAUCGACCAUGUUUAACAGUUCUGUUUGUUAUUGGGAAGGGAAAACAUCUGGAUGGGCUCUGUGUCAGAUAAGAUGGAUAAGUUCAUUAUAGCCUACCUCCACACCCAACAGCAUAGCGAUCAGAGACACCCAGUCAAAGAACCCGAAAGCUCCACCUGCUCUAUCCUCUCAAAAAACUGUAGCGAAUGGAUUGAGUGUGUUGGCAGUCUAUAUUACCUGUGUGAUAUGAGUGAACUGCCUAGUAUGCAGGUCCAACGUCCCCAGUGCACUCUGACGCUAGGACAUGUGUUGUGGUCCCGUAGUCAGUGGUGUCAAGGGCAGCGUGUCAUGUUACAUAACAAGACACAAGCCUGCACAUUCUGCUUCAGUAGGGAACAGCAAGGUCAAGGCACACUGUGUGUGUGUGUGUGUGUGUGUGUGUGUGUGUGUGUCUGUGUGUGUGUGUGUGUGUGUGUGUGUGUGUGUGUGUGUGUGUGUGUGUGUGUGUGUGUGUGAGCGAUAGAGAGGGUCAGUGGGAGCAUUGUCUGCCAGUGGGCAGCCUGACCGACAGCACAGAAUCGACUAAAAAUGGAGUCCGAUGACUUCAACUUUGCCCGUCAACACACAACCACAGAUCAUGGUCUGGGCUAGCGCUCAAUAGCACUGUGUUGUCACUCGCUAGCCUUUGUGCUGAAAAUGGCAGCAUGACCGCCAUAAGUGAGGCUCUGACCUGUGGUCACUGCACAGAGAACAACAGUCCCGAGCCCCUAUAGAAAAUUAGAGCCCCCCCCCCCCCUGUACUUGUGAGUCAGAGAUAGGGUGAAGUCACAAGACACCGCUGCUGCUGAGUCAGACAGCGGUAUGGUGUCUCGGUAUGGUGUCUGAUGUCUCGCUCGCCAGUCCUCAUCCACCACCUGAUAAUUGAAAGGGUGUUCAGUACUGGAGAAGUGAAUAGAAGACUCCAGCACACAUGCCAUGGUGAGUGCAGGUUACCCUUAGUCCAGAUGUGAAAGCGUGAAAGAGAGGGUGCACUCCAAAAAAAAUCACCAUGGUCUCUGACUGAUCUGCUCCUCUUUCGUUACUCAAAGCUACAUUCAAAUGAAUGGAGCUGUUGCAUUAUUAUCAUCAAGGUUCUCCCCAAACAGAUGAGAACUUCAGUUCUACUGCAAGGGACAUAGAAGUGAGUUGGGUGACCCCGUGCAAAGAAGCAGUUGGACUUGAGCAGAAGCUGUACUGUGCCUUGUAGAGUUUGGAAUUAGAAGAGGAAAAGAGCAGGACAUGAUGCUGUCGUUCUUAACCAGUUAAAGGGACAAGUCAGCUGGCACCCCACACAGAAAUAUUACUUAGCUGUGUCUCGGCCUGUCUUGAAACUGAAUAAAAUGAUCAUGUGCUGAAAGAAAUUGACUCCAGUCAGUAAAAAGACAAGGAUUUCUUAAUCAUGAUGGACGUGUAACAGCAGUCGGAGUGUGAAAAACGACAUUGCCUAACCGUAAUUAGCCAGGUUGGAUCUGCAGCAACCAAGUAAACUGUUGACUCUUUGUACCAUUUCAGAUGGCAUGACACUGGAGUAAACACUGUGAAGGUACACACGGAGCAUUUCAGAGCACAGUUUCCUAUCUCUUCACCAGCAGGGAGUGUGAGGAGUCCACUGUGCCAAGUGUCUUUUGUUUUCGUUUCUUUAAGUGCCAGAUUCAGCAUUGCCUAGACUCCUCCAUCGGGACUAGCCGAUUAACAGCCGAGAUGUCGCCCCAUCACCGUUGCUCUUGUCAUUGGAGCUGGUUAGGUUGUGGAGUUUUCUAUGUCGUACCCCGAUGGUUACACAGAGGAGAGUUGCCAUUCUUUUUAGCCACACAAAGCAAGAACACUAAAAAAAAAAGGUGCUGAGGUAGCCGUGACGCCGAGACCUUCUUGUCCGCCAUUUUUAAACAUGGAGUGCAUUGGCGAGAGCUCAGAGUAGGCUUUAUGUGGGUUAUAUCUGUAGCCAAGUUGUUAGCCAGUAGAAUCCAGUCCCAGCCUGAGUCAUGAUUUUGUGUUAUUUCCUGUGUAUGCAUACGUAUCUUUCUUGCCUUGAUUAUGAAGAAAUAUAUCUAUUUUUUGUAAUUGUUCUUCUCUGAUGUGCCAUAACUCAUGUUUUCUUGCACACUGUUAAUAUUUUGUGGAUAUUGCUGUUUAAGAUGAUAUCAAAAAGUAGACAAAAGGAAUAAAGUUCAAAUGUAACUGCAUUUGUGUAGCCUA
Alosa sapidissima (American shad) is the source of this 3976-nucleotide messenger RNA. It is a transcript of the gene gng7, whose product is annotated as guanine nucleotide binding protein (G protein), gamma 7. The record is from RefSeq and is a predicted model, not a curated record. Gene Ontology annotation, cellular component: heterotrimeric G-protein complex. The transcript has 4 exons. Gene Ontology annotation, molecular function: G-protein beta-subunit binding. The coding region runs from base 176 to 382 and encodes 68 amino acids. Gene Ontology annotation, biological process: G protein-coupled receptor signaling pathway. Lineage: Eukaryota; Metazoa; Chordata; Actinopteri; Clupeiformes; Clupeidae.